UACUUGGAGAAUCCUAAUUGAUAUAGGAAUCUCCAUCUAUAUAAACUACCUUGUACACAAUUAUUUCCUUUCAGUUGAAAUCAUAAUUCAAUAUGGUAUCAGAGCCAGGUUGAUCCGUGUCUUCCGUCUAGGUAACGCAAGGAAAAAAAAUCGGCCCUUGCCGAUUGCUCAUUUUCUCACGCCGCCGAUCUCCAUCAAUCGGCCAUGGCUGUUCUCUCCUCUGAUCCCAUGGAUCACGAGAAAGCUACCGCCCCUAGCAAGGAUGAACCGCCGGUUAUGAAACCCAAUCCGGCUUAUGACUCAUGGGUCCUUGUGGAUGCUCAAAUUCGGGCAUGUCUUCUUGCUAUUGUUUCUCCAACCGUUCAGGCGCAUAUUCAUGCUCUUCCAACCUCUGCUGCAAUCUGGAAUCACCUUGAACAAUGGUAUAAUUCUCUUUCACGUACUCAUAUUUUCCAGUUGAAGGAGCGCCUACAUAGCAUUCAAAAGGGCACUGAUUCAAUGCAAACAUACCUGGACACUGUACUCACUAUUGUCUCAUCCCUGAAAUUGGCUCAUGAGGACAUCUCUGAACAAGAUAUUAUCUUGUGUGUGCUUCGUGGCCUCCCUACGGACUACGCCUCGCUCAAACAGAACAUUCGUACUAAUAUUGCAACUGUCACAUUUAAUCAAGUAUCUGCGUGGUUGCUAUCUGAAGAAUUAAAUCUCACCUUUGAGAAGAAACUCCACCUUGGUGACUCUGGCUCUCCCUCGUCAACAUAUCUUCAGCAAGCCUUAUUCACCAAUCCAGGACGGGGUACUGGCCGGGGUCGUGGCCGUGGGCCGUAUCGUGGCCGUGGGCCGUAUCGUGGCCGUGGUGGGCCCUCCCGCGGCAGCAGCUACAGCGGCAGAGGAGGCCGGAUGCCUUCCUACCGUGAUGAUCCGAGAGGUCGCGGUGGUGGGCGUGGGGCUGGCAUCACGUGUCAGUUGUGUGGGAAGACCGGUCAUGCGGUCUGGAAUUGUUGGCACCGCUACGAUGAAUCUUAUUCCGGUCCUCCUCAGGCAUACUACACCAACCAAUCUGCUGAAACCAAUCCGAACUGGCAUCUGGACACCGGAGCAAAUACCCAUGUGACGUCUGACUUUUCUCGACUACAUACUUCUUCACCGUACCAUGGCACCAACUCUAUUACAACUGCGGGAGGUAAUACUUAUCCCAUUGACCAUACUGGCUCAGGUACAUAUGCGUAUGGAAGAUCCGGCACCUCUUGUAGUCUACCAAAUUGUCUUGCAAAACGCAAUGGCAUCACCGGCUCUAUAUAACUUCGGUACAAAAGGAAGGGGUCUUGAAGACUACUCAAGAAGAGGAACGUAACCUGGUGGGCUUUGUCGUCACCUCCAAAUUUGACCGUGACGCAACUAAGGAUUUAAAAUGCAAACAUUGUGGGUUG
This is a messenger RNA of Cuscuta campestris, 1427 nucleotides long. The record is from the annotation of a GenBank genome assembly. NCBI's taxonomy places the organism in Eukaryota, Viridiplantae, Streptophyta, Magnoliopsida, Solanales, Convolvulaceae.